GACUUUUAAAACUGGUGAAUUUAAACAUAUACAAAAGAAAAAUAAACUUACAGUUUAGACUACAACUACCAAAAGGAGAGGGAGAGAAUUUAAGCCUUCUAGCUAGCAGUGCCUCCAUGUAUGAAAAACAAUCUAACUUUUCACGCGGAACCGGAGAAGAGAAAAUUUCCUGAUGGCAGCCUCUAGAAGAAAGACAGGCCACACUGCCUCUCGCUUCAGGUUGCGACAGCAGGCAGCAAGUGACAGGAGAUUCUGUAUCGUAUGGAUCAACAGAAUGGUGAAUAAACAGGUGGAGAAGAAAAUCGCUGAAGUGCAGGAAGAGAUUCUUCUCAUGUAUCUCGAGCUGAGAGUGCACAUAGCAGCCAAGUUUAAGGAGCAUUUGGGAGAAGCAGUGGUGACUCAAAACAGAGAAACCCCCGGAUUUAAUAGGUUAUCUGAUACAGAAGAGAUGGAGACAAUGCAGCUUACAGAUGAAGGAGGAGGAGAAAAACCACAGAGCGGUAGUGACUAUCCAACACACUCAUCACCAGAACCAGAUCAAGGCUUCAGGAAGACUUUAGGCACAUUCAGUGAAUUCGAUUUGGUGGAUAUCAGAGACACAGACGUCAAGCAUUUUCCCGGCAAUGAUCACAGUGCGUCGCAAGAGGCCCGACGAGAGCCGAUUUCUCCGUCAGGUGACCCAGCUGUCUGUGACAGCUGCAAGCUGAUGAAGAAAUCAGUGGAGAAACAAUGCCCCCACGAUCCCUCCCAAAUGCUCACGGGCAGAGAGGAGGAAAGCGUCGAGGACAAAGCAAAAGCGGAGCAGGACGCACUGAUGAAGGCGCAGUGGAAGGAGUGGCUGGACAAGCAGGAAAUGAAAGGGAAGAAGAGGCACGAACAGAGGAACGUUCACCAAAGAGCGAUGAGAUCGAGCUCAUCAGACAAACAAACGACGAAAACAAAAAAAUCUGGACAAAUAGGCACCAUGAAGAAAAUCAAAACAUAUAUCAGUGAAUUGUUUAAUUCUUCUGAAAAGAAAAAGUGGGACAUGCUUUACGAGGAGGACUGACCCUCAACUCCUCACGGAUUAGUUUGUUGUCUCAAUGUCGUGCUGCGCAUAAAGGCUCAAACUACAGUUACUCAAUAAACAAUGAACACAGUC
This is a messenger RNA of Poecilia latipinna (sailfin molly), 1141 nucleotides long. RefSeq lists its product as uncharacterized. NCBI's taxonomy places the organism in Eukaryota, Metazoa, Chordata, Actinopteri, Cyprinodontiformes, Poeciliidae. The transcript has 3 exons. Bases 173 to 1048 code for a protein of 291 amino acids. The record is from RefSeq and is a predicted model, not a curated record.